UCCCGCCUCACUCCUGAAGGUCAAGCUACAGCACAAAGCGACGCCAGAAGGAUUAGUGACACACACGAGUUUUCUAAACACUUUCAUCUACCACACGUGUUGUAUGUACUACACCCAGACUCAGUGUAUCAGGGCAGAUACAGUGUAGUGUGUGCCGCUGUACUCGUGGCUGAAUCAGUGUACAGUGGUGGAAACGUGUUCCUGCACCCUUUGUGGUUACCCAAGAGAUACAGUGUUGUAUGUGGCCCUCGCUGUACUAGUGGCAAACUCUGUGUAUCAGGACAGAUACAGGCAGCAGUGUUGGCAAUAAUGAAGGAAGAUAAAUACGUAAAUGAACAGAAGUUCUUAAAUCCCCGGUACAGUGUAUUGUGUAGGUGUUCCUACUCCCCGGCAGUGUACUACAGUGAACAAAAACAAUAACUGGCAACUGUCACCGUCUAGUAACGUAAAGUGACUAUAACUAACUGAACCAUUAAAAUCUGCUUAAACAACAGUUGUGGCGGCUUACGUCGUCACAUCACAUCAAGUUACGUCGUAUGUGUGUCUCCUGGUCUGUAUACACAGUGGGGGUACUCCCUGACAUUGUGAGGCCCUUCCUAACAUUGUGAGGAUCUCCCUGGCACUGUGAGGCACUUCCAGACACUUUGUGGCACUCCCUAAUACUAUAAGGCACUCCCUGAACUUGUGAGGAUCUCCCUGACACUGUGAGGCACUUCUUGAAACACUGUAAUACUAAGUUUCACAUUUGGUAACUGAAACGCUUGUACAGGUGUUCCGAGCCACAGGUGUCCCAACAUACUGUAUGACCUGAGCUAAGUGAUCAUCUGUUAUGAGCUUGUGUAUUAAUGAAGUGACUUACAACACUUAUAAGAGGAGAAGAAAACAAUGAUCUAUAUGUGCACAAUAAAUAAAACAAGAAAAUAAGUGAAAAAAAUAUAUAAUGAAUUCAAUUUGUAUGUGUAUUUGAGUUUCUUAAACACGCUGGUGAAGUGAUAGUGAGUGGUGGUGAUAUAAGUGAAGGCUAUUAGUUUGUAAGUGUCUUGGAAACUUAUAAUUUAUGUGUUUUAAGUGUCUGUUGGUUUAGGGAAAUAACACGUAUGUAACCACGAGUUGUGUCGUUGUUGGUGCGACUUUGUUGUGGUUGGCGUGGCUGAAGAAAGGGAAGAAACUGCAAAUUUGUCUUUAUAAAAGAUAAGAUGUGAUAAAGAAGUUCUCAGAGACGUAAAGUGACGUAAAUAAAGUGUUAAGUCGCGUGUGACUGACAAGUGUAUAAAUUACCGUAAUGAAGAUGAUCAAAUGGUCCUGGAGGUAGAUGAUUUACUUAUGACAGUGUAUAAAAACAAUGCCCCUAAAUAAGUGUUAUGACGCUAGUAGUGGUGAAGUGAUGCCUGUUGACUGGUGAGGAAUUUCUUGGGUAAACCUAAUAUGAUGGAGGUGGCGAGGCGAGGGUGGUGGCUGCUGUCUGGCUCAGGGGUGUUGAUGAUGGUGACAGCUGCCUCCGUCAACCCUCACGCAGGAUACAACACACAAGACAUCAAUUUUGGCCGCUUCUUCAAGGCGGCCACACAGACCAGUAAACGCCUGCUGAAGGAGGUGUUUCUGCUGAUGAUCAGCAGGUACCAGGUGAGGGCCGUGGACAAGUGGCCAACCACCGUAGCAGAAUUCUGCGCCGAUAUUCUCUCCUGGUCCAAGAGCAAAUAUCGCAAUGGCUUCAACGAGGAGGAGCGAUCCGUGUUGGAGCAGCCGCUUGCCUCAGCUGACUACGAUGUCUCCCUCCUGACCAAAAUGAUCCACAAGUUGCUGCCAGAGAUGAACUUGCCGGAGUCCUUCUUGAGGGCCUUACGAGAACUCAAGAAUGUCAGGAACAGAGUGUGUCACCAACACCAGCUGCUGGACGACGCCAACCUCAGAGGAAAUUUUGAUGACCUUAAAGUUAUUUUCGAUAAUGUCCUGAGAGAAACAGGAGAGUUCUUCACAGCUGACGUGGCUGACCUGAAGAAUAUGAUCCAACACGAAACUGACGAGAUCUUAUCUUCACCCUUGCCGGCAGAUGCCUCCAAGUAUUUUGAUUUCGUUGAAAAGUUUCGAGUUGACCUUGUGGGCAAGUUUAUCACUUAUGCUCGACCAGAGUUGAUGAAUGAAUACUGCAAGUUGAAGACUCUCAACCCCUUCACGUGGCUGAGUAACGACCAGUUUCCAGAGAUGGUGGUGGGCAAAAUCUUUACUCCUCUUGAUAUUGAGGAUGAUGAAAGGACUGUUGACAUAGAAUCACUUCUCUCGACAGAGUCACUCUGUCCGGAGACACAAGAGGCCUCGGGAAUACUCCCAUCCGCCCUCCUUCUCUCGGGUAUAGCUGGUUGUGGCAAAACAUCGCUGUGUCGCUACUUGCUUCAUGACUGGAGAGCCAGACCCGGUAAGAUCGCUGCCCUCAGGUCCGUCGACGUCAUUCUCCAUAUUGAGGUCAGGAAUAUAACAAGCAGCUCUCUGCUGCCACACUUACAGAACACUUUGUUGAGGGAAACUUGCAAAUUGUUUGAAGAAAAUGACGUCAUUAAAAUCUUGCAACAGAUGAACGUGUUGUAUAUCAUAGAUGGAAUGGACGAGGCGACGGCAGAUGGCAAAAAACUGGUGAACGAGGUGCUGUCAGUUGUUGGUAACGCGAGAGUUAUCAUAACUACACGUCCAGAGUUUACCUGUUACAUCACCCAGGCACUACACAGGUACCGCCUCACCUUCAUCAAACUCCGUAUUCAAGGGUUUUCUGACCAAGGAAUAACAGAGUUUACCUCAAAUGUGUUCGCGGCUCUUGUAAGUGACGAGGAGAAACGUCGCCAGCAAGAGUGUGAGUUUCUGAGGCUGUUGAAGACUACUGGCAGAGGCCUGGGCGACCACCUCAAGCUACCCCUCACCUUGGCCAUGGUCAUCUGCCUCUCGAGGGACGACCAGUCCAGGCUGUCACACGUCACUUCUGCUACAAGUCUAUAUUCCGAGAUAUUCAGGAUGUGCACCAUGAAGAUGAUCUCGAGGCUAGACACAACCACGGGUCUUCAUCCCCUGCAGAUGGAGACCUUCACGGAGGAGUGGCUGCUGGCACUGGGCAAAGAGGCGCUGGAGAUGCUUGAUGAUAAUGAGUUUGUUAUUAGUGAUGACAGACGUAAUGUGUUAAUGUCCCUGUGUGCAGCUAAACACAUUGACAGUAUUCAGGUCCUGUCUGCCUUCCUCAUGUGUGAAGUGAAUGAGAGUAUUAAGGGUACACAGUAUGAGUUCCGUUUUAUACACAAAAGCCAAAUGGAGUAUCUGGCUGCCAUCUAUCUGGUCUAUACUUUAAAUUUAGCUGCUAAUACCAACGGACAAAAAAUAGCGGACAUACUGCAAAAGCUCGGAGCCACGAAAGUGAGUGUGAAGGUAAACAAGUUGUUGGUGGGCGUCCCAGAGUCGAGGGUGUUGUCCUCCAUGAAGGCCUGCAGAUGGAGUAACACUCUUAGCUUUAUUGUCGGCCUCUUGUGUAAGAAUAAGGCCUCGGAUUUUUUGAUUCAUGACGUGGUAAAGAAUAUGUUAGAAAUGCAUUUAGAUUCUUUCAACGCCCCUGCUCUCUGGCAGAUGGUCCAGGAGUCUGGCUGUCAUCCCUUGGUCUGCAAAAUGGUUAGUGGUGCUUCUUACAAAAACUUCGUAUGGCGCCCAAAGCAAAAAGACUUGUGUAAUCCCACCGACCCAAUAUUCCAGCUAUUUAUACACACACGUUUGAAGUUGAAAGCAGCUGUGAUCAGGGUUGUCGGCAGUGAUCAAGAGGUAAACAUCCUGGCAGAAAACGGUCGUGUAGAAAAUAAAAGAUAUGAGAACUUGUCUCUCUUGAUGAGCCUGCUCGCUCAGAGACCCUCCAUGGGGGUGGUGGUGAGGGCGGACCAACACUUCUACUGCUGGGGAAGUCCUCACACCACCGACCACCUAAUAACAACACUUCUGCCAAAAGGCAACUUGACAGCUGUCAUGUGUCAUCUGGGUGAGCGAGGGGCUGCUGCCCUGGCCGCCGUCAAGAAGAUCGGGGAAGUGUGCAUCAGGAUCUCAGAUGUGUCAGCGCUGCGUGCCCUGAGAGACUCGCUGUCCGCCAUCACAGGAAAGUUAGAAGCCUUGACUCUUCGUCUGGAUAUACCGUGGACGGUGUCACCCUCGACACUGCCAACCUUUAAGAAGCCCCUCGACCUCACCAUCGUCUUGAAGGACGUGGACGAUGAUCACGGUGUGUGGGCCGCUGAGGUCAUAGCUCGACUCAGCUCCUUGUACACGGAGGUAGACCUCGUGGCCUCCAGCCUCACACCCUCUGGUGGAGAGACUUUCCUUAAGACUCUCAGGGAGAGGCAGGUGAUGAUCUCUGACAAGCUGACGAUACGUUCCUUCCACAAACUGGAGGAGGGACAGUACCAGAAGAUGGCCCAGAUGGUCCAGUGUUCCUUAUGUUGGUGGUACUGAUGGUCCAGUGUUCCUUAUGUUGGUGGUACUGAUGGUCCAGUGUUUCUUGCUACUGAUGGUCCAGUGUUCCCUGGUACUGAUGGUCUAGUGUUCCUUGGUACUGAUGGUCCAGUGUUCCCUGGUACUGAUAGUCCAGUGUUCCCUGGUACUGAUGGUCUAGUGUUCUUUGGUAGUGAUCUCACUUAUCCUGUUACUUUCGUCACCUUACUCGUAACAAAACCUCCCCGUCACCUCACUCGUAACAACACCGCCGUCACCUCACUCGUAACAAAACCUCCCCGUCACCUCACUUGUAGCAACAGCCCCCAGUCACCUCACUCGUAACAACACCCCCCAGUCACCUCACUCGUAACAACACCCCCCCGUCACCUCCUCUCUU
Molecule: messenger RNA, 4846 nt
Organism: Homarus americanus (American lobster)
Lineage: Eukaryota; Metazoa; Arthropoda; Malacostraca; Decapoda; Nephropidae
Exons: 2
Coding region: 1426-4467 (1013 amino acids)
Source: RefSeq, a predicted model, not a curated record